CCGGCCUGAGAACACAUCGCGGCUUCGGCUGAACCACGAACCGUAUCUCUUGCCAUGAAGCAUCCGGCGUCCAUCUCUCUCGUUCUCGUCCUCCUCGCAGUCGCGACGGCGUCUGCUGGCGCCAUGGACGGCGGCGGCGCGGCCAAUUACCUGGUCUACGUCGACCCCCACCCCCCGGGCGUCGACUGCCAGAAGUACCAGCUCGGCAUCCUCGCCGCCGCCCUCGGCGGUGAGGAGAAGGCGAAGGCGGCCAUGGUGUACAACUACAGGAACGUCAUGAGCGGGUUCUCGGCGAGGCUGACGCCGUCGGAGCUGGAGGCCGUCAAGAAGCAACCUCAAGUGAACCGGGUGCUGCCGAGCGCCACGCUAUCGCUGAUGAGCAGCAACUUCGACGGCGUCAGCUAAUUUAUCUCAAUCCUGCCGGCGAGCCGGCGACCAAUCUCUUCCCUCGCCAAACAUAAAAAGAAGA
Messenger RNA from Panicum virgatum (switchgrass), 469 nucleotides. RefSeq names its product subtilisin-like protease SBT3.17. The coding region runs from base 55 to 405 and encodes 116 amino acids. The record is from RefSeq and is a predicted model, not a curated record. Lineage: Eukaryota; Viridiplantae; Streptophyta; Magnoliopsida; Poales; Poaceae. The transcript is spliced from 3 exons.